AUGGCCCAAGGUGGAUCAAAGAAUAUCAAAACAAAGGGUCAAUCAGGUGGAGCAGCUAGAAAGAAUGGAGGGAAAACAAGACCUGGAAGAAGAGAUAUAGCUCCAAAGGAUAAACAUAGGAUCGCAGAGAGAGUUCACAAAAAGCAAUUGUCGAGUAAGAUCAACAAUAACAUUGAAAAGCAAAUGGUGAACGCAGCUUCAGCAGGUAAAUUAACGAUAAUGAGAAAUAUCGGAGAUUUGGAAGCUGGUGCUGGAAAAGAUCAAGGUAAAGGUAAAGGCAAAGGAAAAGCUUAA
Kwoniella shivajii is the source of this 294-nucleotide messenger RNA. Its product is annotated as UPF0390 protein. The record is from RefSeq and is a predicted model, not a curated record. NCBI's taxonomy places the organism in Eukaryota, Fungi, Basidiomycota, Tremellomycetes, Tremellales, Cryptococcaceae. The transcript has 3 exons. The coding region runs from base 1 to 294 and encodes 97 amino acids.